GAUACCAUAGUAACUAGCAGGGGGUAAGGGUGGAAGAGAAGAAGGAGGAGAGUGGAAAGGGAAGCCUGGCUGGCGGAUGCCACAGCGCCCCCUGUCUGUGCUUCCCUCGCGCGCUCCUCGGAAAGCAGCAAAUGGCUCUGGAUUUGCGAGCUCCUUUGUGUGAAGCACACUCCGAGCAAAGUGGCAGAGGCGCACGCCGAGUCCCUCCUUUCCACCCUGCAGCCAGCGUCGUGGGGCAGCCGUUUCACAGCCGGAUCCCUGCCUCACUUCUAACCCCAACAUCUCGACGGUAGUUUUUAUGGGGUUUUUUACCUCCCUUUUCUAUACUCCUUAAGACAUCAGAAAAAAAAAAUCCACUAACAAGAAAGCAGAGCGAGCGAGAGAACAGGCUGGGAGGGAGGGAGCGAGAGAGGAAAAGAAGAGCCAACUCUCCAAAGACAGAGCGAGAUCCACGUCCUGGGCUGUGGCAAGUAGUGGGUGUGGGGAAAACGGAACUCCUUGAAGUUACCUGCCCUGCUGUAAAGAUUAAGGAGGGGGCUUUUGCCGUGCCUCUAGUAGCCAACUGCAGACAAGACCGGUGCUUUUUGAAAGAGUUUGUCUCCCAGCCAGCCCCCUUCUUCCCUUUUACAAGCCGCGAACGGAUGCGAGGCAGAGAAGGUGGCUUUCUUUUUUUCUUUUUCUUCUUCUCCUCCUCCCCAACUAAGGCACCUCAAUCUUCUGGGUUUUUUUUCCAGUGUUUUGUUUUGUUUGAACGUAAACACAAAGAGGGAAGGCGAGGAGUUUGCUUGAUGUUUUAGUGCAAUGGACGUAAGAUUUUAUUCGCCGCCGCCGCCGCCUCCUCCUCCACCACCAUCCCAGACUGCAGCCGCUCCUGAUACUCCUUGCCUGGGACCUUCGCCUUGCUUGGACCCCUACUACUGCAACAAGCAUCACAUUAAUAGCCUGAGUGCACAUUUCAACAAGUUUGACGGUGAGAACAUGUAUAUGAGUAUGUCAGAGCCGAGCCAGGAGUAUGUGCCAGCCAGCCAGUCUUUUCCCGGCCCAAGUCUUGAAAGUGAAGAUUUUAACAUUCCUCCUAUCACUCCACCUUCAUUACCUGACCAUUCACUGGUACAUUUGAAUGACACAGAAUCUGGUUAUCCUUCACUGUGCCAUCCAAUCAACCAUAACGGCCUGCUUCCAUUCCAUCCACAAAACAUGGACCUGCCUGAAAUCACGGUCUCCAAUAUGCUCAGCCAAGAUGGAACACUGCUUUCAAAUUCAUUGUCGGUGCUGCGAAACUGGACUAACAUGGCAGCUGAAGAAUUUGCUAUGCAAGAAUUACGGAAUACAGAAGGAGCUCAAUAUAGUUCUCACCCCCAAAUAGCAGCCAUGAGACCACGGGUUCAGCCUGGAGAUAUGAGGCAGCCGGGAAUGAUGCAACAUGGUCAGCUGACUACCAUUAACCAGUCACAAUUAAGUGCUCAGCUUGGUUUGAACAUGAGUGGAAACAAUGUUCCACAUAACUCUCCAUCUCCUCCUGGAAGCAAAUCUGCAACUCCUUCACCAUCUAGUUCAGUUCAUGAAGAUGAAGGGGAUGAUACUUCAAAGGUCAAUGGGGGAGAAAAAAGACCUGCCUCUGAUAUGGGGAAGAAACCCAAAACUCCCAAGAAGAAGAAGAAGAAGGACCCUAAUGAACCACAGAAACCUGUUUCUGCCUAUGCAUUAUUUUUCCGAGACACUCAAGCUGCCAUCAAGGGCCAAAACCCAAAUGCUACUUUCGGCGAAGUUUCUAAAAUUGUAGCUUCCAUGUGGGAUGGCUUGGGAGAAGAACAAAAACAGGUAUAUAAAAAGAAAACUGAAGCUGCUAAGAAGGAAUAUCUGAAGCAGUUAGCUGCAUACAGAGCAAGCCUUGUAUCCAAGAGCUACAAUGAACCUGUGGAUGUUAAGGUAUCCCAGCAACCUCAAAUGAUGAACGCAAAGCAGUCAGUGUUCCAUGGAUCUACACAGCCUCAUUCGGCAUUGUAUCUAAGUUCCCAUUACCACCAACAAGGAGGAAUGAAUCCUCACAUAACAGCCAUACAUCCCAAUAUUCCUAGGAAUAUAGCACCUAAGCCUAACAACCAAAUGCCAGUGACUGUUUCCAUAACCAACAUGGCUGUCUCACCACCCCCAUCCCUUCAGAUGAGUCCUCCUCUUCAUCCACAUCUCAGUAUACAACAACACCAGCCACUUACAAUGCAGCAGUCCAUUGGGAACCAGCUACCGAUGCAGGUCCAGUCUGCUUUACAUUCACCUACAAUGCAACAAGGUUUUACUCUCCAGCCUGAUUACCAGAAUAUUAUCAACCCAACAUCUACAGCUGCGCAAGUUGUUACCCAAGCGAUGGAGUACGUUCGUUCAGGGUGCAGAAAUCCCCCAGCACAGAGUGUGGACUGGAAUAAUGAUUACUGCAGUAAUGGGGCCAUGCAGAGGGACAAAGCAUUGUACCUUACCUGAAAACAUUUUGGGAAAGCAUCUCUUCUUUCCACUGAGGAAUGCAGGGAAGUCUUUUCGUCAUGGAUUGCUUUAUGCAGUCAAGGCAGUUCUGCAUUUAUUUAGAAAAUAUAAGUUGCUAAGCACUUAGGACUAUUUGAGCUGGUGGGUCAUUCACUGGGGAAAAAAUUAGUCUUGUUCCUUCCUCCACCCCCUUCUUUCUUUCUCUUUCUCCUUCGACAUUGUUUAAAUGGACAUUGCUUUUCUUCUUUCCUUAAGGAAGGAGGCUUGGACCAUUCAGAUUUUAUGUUGGUUUUUAAUUUUGCUGUGAAGUGCUACGCUAGUAACUGCCUUAGCAACUGUAGAUGUCUUGGAUAAAAGUCCUGGAUUUUCCAUUGGUUUUCAUAAUGGGUGUUUAUAUGAAACUGCUAAAGACUUUUUAAAUGGCUUGAUGUAGCAGUCAUAGCAAGUUUGUAAAUAGCAUCUAUGUUACACUCUCCUAGAGUAUAAAAUGUGAAUGUUUUUGUAGCUGAUUGUAAUUUGAAACUGGCUCAUUCCAGUUUAUUGAUUUCACAAAGGGGGUUAAAUUGGCAAACAUUCAUAUUUUUACUUCAUUUUUAAGCAACUGACUAAUAGUUCUAUAUUUUCAAAGUCUUUGAAAGAUAAAAAAGGAAAAUUAUUCCCAAAUGAAUUUAAUUAAACAGAAAUUGGCUUUUCUGUCAUUAGUUAUUAAAAAAAAGUUUAGUGUUGGGAAAAGAGCAAACACAUUUAUUUUGUAUUGCCUAAAACUGCUUUUUUAUCACUUUAUGUGUAAUGGUUAGUAAACGUCAUUUAUGUCCUCUUAUGUAUAAAACUGCCAAAUGCUUUCUUGAUAUUUUAUUAGAUGCCGAAACAGAUUGGAAACUGCUAAAUUAUAACCUUUACAUACGCCUAUGUAUUAUUGUUUCUUCAUACUGUGUCUGUAUUUAAUCUUUUUUUUAUGGAAGCUGUUGCGCCUAUUUAUGAAAUAAUAAAUAUAGGUGUUUGUAAGUAAAUUUGUUAGCAUCUUAAAGAAGAUUUUUUUAAAACUACUUUUGUUGGCAUCAAUGUAUUUGCUGCUGGUGUGAAUACUAUUAGUUUUUACAGUGAUAUGAAUAACACCCAACCAGCUUUUUCUGGCAGAAAAUGAAGGUAAUCGACAUUUAAUUUGUACUUCUUAUGUUGAUCUGCGACCAAAAGAAAAAAGUAUAUAGAGAGGGGAGCUAAAUCCUUAAGAAACUUCCCUGUUCCUCUGAUCAUGUAAGAGAAGGGUAUACAAGUCAUAUGUAACUUAGACUACAUUAGUGAAGAUUAAACAAGAGAUAUAGCGUACAACAAAAGUCUGAUGUGCACAGGGACUUCCCCAUUCUCUUCUAUGAAGGAAAGCUUUCUGCAUAUAUGUAGGGAUUGUGGACAGGUCAUUCUCCUGCUCAUAGAUGACAACAGAGAAGCCCCUGUAUGUGUGCAGCUCCAUAUAAUGUACUGGAGUUGCUAGACCAUACCAAAAUUUAAAGUUACCAAAAAUGCUUCAGUUAUGAAGAUAAAAAGGGCUAUGUCAGGAUCAUUAUGAGUAGGAAGUAGCAGGAACAGGACCAAAUCAUUGUUUCUUUUGCAACCUCUGAAUGGCCUAAGAAUAGAAUAGUAAUUAAGAGAGGUCAAAACAGUAUUUGUAUGAUUUAGAUUAGGAGUAGCCAACAUUGUGUCCUCCAGAUGUUGGGACUAUAGCUAUCAUAAACCCUGACUAUUAGUCAUGCUAGGGAUUAUGGUAGUUGUAGUCCAACAAUAUCUGGAGGAACCACGUUGGCUGUCCCUGGUUUAGAACAUGGAUAGUUGUGAAUAACCCAUUGUGAGAUGAGUCCAUCCGUGGGGCUCCAAAUGGGAGCGGACCUACCUAGGAAAGGAUGAAUAAUGAGAUUGGGUACGGAUGUUGUAGGUGUGUCAAACUCCUCCAGUUCUCCCAUUUGCAUAUUUAGGCCAGUGACAGAGUUAACCUAUCAGUCCCCAGUUAACAUUGAUUGGCAGCACUCUUUUUUUUUUUUUGGAACAUGUAUUUGUUUCCUCAAGAGUUCUGCCUCCCCCCAUUUCAAAUGAGCAUCAGAUCAUGUUUUGGGCAAGCUGGACUAAUUCCUGUUUCCUUUUGUCAACUUGCCCUUAGCUAUGAAGUCUGCAAGUCAUCUCUCCUGUUUGGGUAAAUUUACUAUAGUUUUCUCAUCUUAAGGGGUGCUCAGGGUGGCAAAGUUUUAGAACCCUUGUACUGAUCAAAUUGCUAAUCAGUUGGCUUCUAUUUCAUAUAUGAAAUAGAGAUAUUGUAUUAAUCCAAUAAAAAAAUGUAAAAUGCCUAAAAAGUACAAUGUGUUUGCUUUGAAAUGAAAUUAGGCAAUGUACAACCUUGAAUCACUUGAGCAUGUAAUUAAUAAAUAAUGCAGAUCAGAUGUGAUUAUUCAAAUGGCUAUAGCUGAGUUCUAAUUUUGUUGUCUUGAAUCCAUAUAGGAAGUCAUGAUUACAUUCACAGUUUUAUUGUCUUUAUGUUGAGUACUUUAGAAAUAUACCAGCACUAACUAUUAGCUAAUGUUUUCUAUUAAUUUUGUUAUGGUGAAACUUCAGUUCCCGCUCAAAAUAAUUCUAUAAAAAGAGCAGCAAUUAGUUGUUAUGGGAAUCAGCUUUGACAGGAUUGGAUGGGAGAGUGUUGUAUUAUCAACAUUUUUCUAGAGAAGCUGUGCUGUCACAGCAUACCAUUUCUUAAUUUCAGUAGCCAACCAAGGUUCAAACUAGAAGCAAAUAUUAAUGUCAAUAAAACGUA
This is a messenger RNA of Rhineura floridana, 5272 nucleotides long. RefSeq names its product thymocyte selection associated high mobility group box (gene TOX). The transcript is spliced from 11 exons. The record is from RefSeq and is a predicted model, not a curated record. Gene Ontology annotation, biological process: leukocyte differentiation; regulation of transcription by RNA polymerase II. Gene Ontology annotation, molecular function: chromatin DNA binding. The coding region runs from base 802 to 2478 and encodes 558 amino acids. NCBI's taxonomy places the organism in Eukaryota, Metazoa, Chordata, Lepidosauria, Squamata, Rhineuridae. Gene Ontology annotation, cellular component: nucleus.